UCCACACAAAACCCGACUACCCAAGCUAACUUGUUACGUACCUGUUUUUUCUUUCGUUGAACUUUACAUGUGAAAAAAGAAGAAGAUCAAGAGGCAAAUAUGGUGGGCAUAUUUUCGAGAUUUUCUGUGAGCAGAGCUGGUCAUCGUCGGACUCAAAGUGCACUUGAUGAAAGGGAAGUGUUUCCCCCAAAUUCAGGGGCUACUAUAGAGAGGGCUUCCUCUGGGACGCCUCAUGGUAUUGAAUUUGCAGUUGAGUUCAAGCCAGUUAAACACCCCUCUGAGCCUCUCCAUAUUGAUCGACCAAUUCAAUGUCCCUUUCCAGAGCCUUCAGUCCUAAAUGAGGGAAGAAUAUGGAAGGAGAGAGGGUCUUCUGUGCGAAUUAGAAGGCCUGAAGGAAAAGCUACCGACUCUAUGGCAACUCAAACAAUACCUGGAACUCCCAUGAAUCGGGCUAUUCUUCCAUCAAUGAGUGCACCUGAACACAGUCUGCUUAAAUUGUUGGAGGAAUCUGGGAUUUGUUGAUGGAUUGCUCCACUUCGUCUGUCAAGCUUACUACAAGAAACAUGAUGGUAUUGUGUAUGUAAAAAUUCAAACACAGUUGCAUGUAAAUUUAUAUAAUAAUGUUAUAAAGAUUUCCUUUCUAUUGUAGACAAUACUACGUUUUAUGUUAAUGUUGUAUCUUAUACAUCAUUAUGGAUUGAUUCUAUAAUACAACUCAAAAAAUGUAUGGUCCAGA
Messenger RNA from Solanum lycopersicum (tomato), 736 nucleotides. RefSeq lists its product as uncharacterized. NCBI's taxonomy places the organism in Eukaryota, Viridiplantae, Streptophyta, Magnoliopsida, Solanales, Solanaceae. The record is from RefSeq and is a predicted model, not a curated record.